GUCAGGAGCAGUAGCAACCGGACCAUCACGGUCGGCGUAACUACCUACCGCGAUUGCCGGACCAAUAGUUGUAGCAAAUUGUUUGUUCUUAGCCCGGUAUACCUAGGUAUAGGUCAAACGUGUGCAUCGCGCUGUCGGUUGAAUUAAUAUAACGUAGUUUUGUGUUUUACGUUCGCCCGUUGGACGCGAUUUAACCACGCGAAGUCCGGUUGAAGUUUUGCGUAGGUGCAGUUCGUCGUCUUAAAAUACUAUUAUCAUUGCUAUUGUUAUCAUACUGUAGCCGGCUCGGUGCGCCGUUGAAAACCCAAGUGCUCGCGAUCCGUCUCCGAAGCGAUUGAUCGAUUAAAACCGUACGGUGAUCGUAUAGAUCUGAUUUGGGACCGGAAGUCGAGUGAGAUGUUUAUGCGUAAAAUCUGCGCCACGAAGACGCCGACGAAAACUCCUGAAGUUCAGAAACGUAGUUCGUUGCCGAUUUGACAGCAACAAUAUUAUCAUAACGAUACAUCAGUGUGAGAGAAGAGACCGAAUACUGCAAAUUAAAAAUUGUAUAAGAUAACAUCUGUAGCCUAAAAUAAUGCAGCCAUUACCGAUCUGUGGACUAUUAUCGUUUGCAUGGAUUCUGUUGGCGAGUUUGUCUUCGGCUGCGCAUCCGCCGUCACCUUGUCCGGACACAUUUACUUAUGAAGGAUCGGAACCGGAGAACAACAGGUGGUAUGGUGAGAUAUCAUUGCGAACUGACGAGAGCCUGGUCGGCAUCCGGCUGGACGUUGAACUGGACCGACAAGCAGAUUUAAUGGUAUCAUGGAUGGGAGAGAUAACGACAAACGACAAUAUGAAAUUUACUGUGUUGAACUUAAACCAAAAAUUGAAGCCCGGACCCCCGGUGCUGUCUAGGAUCAUGGUCAAGUUUAACCGGUCGACGGGAAGUCCAAAAUUGCGGUUCAUUCGACUUAAUGGCCGAAAGAUCUGCCCUGAAGAUUCCAGUUACAGUUCCGGGUACGAUGAGGAAACUCAGCCCUCGCAAAAGCCCCCGCAGAGUACCAGGAGACCGGAUCCCGAGUUCGUUGGCAUUCCGGAUGAGUAUCCGACAAAUAGCGGUAACAACAACUAUCACGAUAAGAACCAGUACCCGGUAAACGGCGGCAGCAAUAUCCACCGUGAUAAAGACACCCCGGUCAAACAAGGAUCUGAUUAUUCGCCGCAGGGUGGACGUCCGACGACCACCGAAGGGCCGUACACGACUCGAAAGACGAACAGAGGAACGACAACGACAACAACGACGGCCCCCCGAAAUCCUUAUGAACAGGGAAAUAGCAACGGCAACAGACCGAACACGGUAACGUUGCAGGCCAGCAGCACCGAUCCAAACAGUGAAAUAAACGGCGUCAUCAACGGAUUGCUGCAAAACCAGAACAGUAGAAAUAAGACCGUCAUCAUAACCGUCAUCGAGGACAACCAGAAUAACCGACCGAGCGGCGGUACCGGUGGUGGUCGACCGGAGACCGUGGACAGCAACAGUAAUAGGCCGAGUUCCGUCAACAACAACAGACCAUCCGGCCAGCAAACCAGCCAAAAGCCUAACAGCAAUCAACAGAUCAACAGCAACGGAAACGGUGGAUCUUAUACAGGCUCUGUUAACUCGCUCUCGUCUAGUGGACCGUCGUGCGGAGAAGUCAAGAUGGCCGUACCGCUGGUGACCGCAGGACAGUCCACGUACAGGGGACAAUGGCCCUGGCACGUGGCGCUCUAUCUGAUCGAAGGCAUAAACUUGAGCUACCAUUGUGGUGGGUCGCUCAUAUCUAAAAACAAAGUCAUAACGGCCGCUCAUUGCGUAACACACAAACUAAACGACGCAGUCCUUAAUUCAACCAAAAUAGUCGUCUACCUCGGCAAAUACCAUCAGCUCCAGUACAGCGACGAGCUGGGUGUCCAGAUCAAACAGGUUGUCCGGAUAAAGGUGUAUCCGUCUUACAACAGUAGCUCAUAUUUCGGAGACAUAGCUAUAUUGACGCUGUCUUCGGACGCUGAAAUCACAAGCUACGUGGUUCCCGUGUGUCUUUGGGAAGAGAGGUCCGACAGUUUGGACGACAUCAUUGACAAAGACGGAACGGUCGUCGGUUGGGGCUUCGACGAAAACAACACGCCGACCGAAGAAUUGAAAAUGGCUAAGAUGCCGGUCGUAUCACAAGAAACGUGUCUCUGGAGCUAUCCGCAAUUUUAUUCAGAAUUCACGUCUGACAGAACAUUUUGCGCCGGCUUCAGAAAUGGUACAAGCGUAUGCAAUGGAGACAGUGGCGGUGGCAUGGUAUUCGUAAGGAACCAUAGGUGGUAUCUGAGAGGUAUCGUGUCCCUGACUGUGGCCAAAGACGGACUUCGGGUAUGCGACACCAAACAUUAUGUUGUGUUCACGGACGUGGCCAAGUACUCAGACUUCGUCAGGAAGAACUUAUAAUUAUGGCGUACAUCUUUUGAUCAAUGAUAUAUUAAUAUGAUAUAUUAUUACAAUGUACCUGUACUAUGCAUCGAUCGAA
Melanaphis sacchari is the source of this 2531-nucleotide messenger RNA. RefSeq names its product serine proteinase stubble-like. NCBI's taxonomy places the organism in Eukaryota, Metazoa, Arthropoda, Insecta, Hemiptera, Aphididae. The transcript is spliced from 10 exons. The record is from RefSeq and is a predicted model, not a curated record. Gene Ontology annotation, molecular function: serine-type endopeptidase activity. Bases 575 to 2452 code for a protein of 625 amino acids. Gene Ontology annotation, biological process: proteolysis.